AUGGCUCCUGGAGGUGGAGGAAAUAUUAAGGUGGUGGUGAGAGUUCGGCCUUUCAACAGUCGAGAGAAUGAACGUGGCGCAAAAUGUAUUGUUCACAUGAAAGAUACCCAGACCGUCCUCACGCCGCCACCCGGUGCUGUCGAUAAAUCACGAAAAGCCGCUGGUGGAAAGCAGGCCGUGGAAGGACCGAAAACGUUCGCCUUCGAUAGAUCCUACUGGUCGUUCGACAAGAAUGCUCCCAAUUUCGCGAGCCAAGAUAACCUUUUCGAUGACCUGGGUACGCCACUGCUGGACAAUGCUUUCGGAGGCUACAACAAUUGUAUUUUUGCCUACGGUCAGACGGGUUCGGGAAAAUCAUACUCGAUGAUGGGAUACGGCAAGGAAUAUGGUGUCAUCCCGCGAAUUUGCCAGUCGAUGUUCGAGCGCAUUACUACGAUCCAGCAAGACAAGAACCUCGGAUGUACGGUGGAAGUGUCUUAUCUCGAAAUUUACAACGAAAGAGUUCGCGAUCUGCUGAACCCCUCGAACAAGGGCAAUCUAAAAGUCCGUGAGCAUCCGUCGACCGGUCCAUAUGUCGAGGAUUUGGCCAAACUGGUGGUGCGCUCCUUCGACGAGAUUGAGAACUUGAUGGACGAAGGAAACAAGGCCAGAACGGUCGCGGCUACGAACAUGAACGAAACUUCCAGUCGUUCUCAUGCGGUCUUCACUCUUACACUCACCCAGAAGCGCCAUGAUGCGGAGACCUCGAUGGACUCGGAGAAGGUCUCGCGAAUCAGUUUGGUCGAUCUUGCAGGAUCGGAAAGAGCGAACUCAACCGGAGCGACCGGAGCGCGAUUGAAAGAAGGAGCGGAGAUUAACCGUUCGCUUUCAACGCUCGGUCGUGUCAUUGCUGCUCUUGCGGAUGUGGCUGCUGGCAAGAAGAAAAAUGCGUCGAUGGUGCCGUACCGUGACUCAAUUCUGACAUGGUUGCUUAAGGAUUCCCUUGGAGGUAACUCCAUGACGGCAAUGAUUGCUGCCAUUUCACCUGCAGAUAUCAACUUCGAAGAAACUCUCAGUACCUUGCGAUAUGCCGACUCCGCGAAACGUAUCAAGAACCACGCAGUCGUGAACGAAGAUCCCAACGCACGGAUGAUCAGAGAACUUAAGGAGGAGCUGGCACAACUGAGGUCUAAGCUUGGACCGGCAGUGGGCGCGGGAGGUGCUGGUGGAGCGGCGGCAGCCGCAGCAGGUGGAGUAUCUGUUGUUGAAGAAUACCCACCGGACACUCCUUUGGAGAAGCAGAUGGUUUCCAUUCAACAAGACGAUGGCAGCGUUACCAAGGUCAGCAAAGCUGAGAUCGUGGAGCAGCUGAACCAAAGUGAGAAGCUAUACAAAGACUUGAACCAGACUUGGGAAGAGAAGUUGGUGAAAACAGAGCAAAUCCACAAAGAACGAGAGGCCGCCCUGGAAGAACUGGGAAUUAGUAUUGAAAAGGGCUUUAUCGGACUCAGCACGCCCAAGAAGAUGCCGCAUUUGGUCAACCUGAGCGAUGACCCGCUGCUCGCCGAGUGCCUUGUCUACAACAUUAAACCCGGCACCACCAUGGUCGGAAACAUGGAACAAGGAGGCAAUGUGGAGAUACGAUUGAAUGGCUCUAAGAUUAUGCCUAACCAUUGUACGUUUGACAACGUGGAUAAUGUUGUUACCGUUGUGCCAACCGAAGGCGCGGCCGUCAUGGUGAACGGGUUACGCAUAGAUAAGCCAAAACGCCUCAAAAGUGGCUUUCGAAUAAUUCUGGGCGAUUUCCACAUAUUCCGAUUCAACCAUCCCCAAGAGGCUCGGGCCGAGCGAGUGGAGCAGAGUUUGCUGCGUCAUUCGGUUACUACGAGUCAGUUAGGGUCUCCAGCUCCAAACAAAACGCACGAUCGCAGCUUGAGCAAGACCGGUUCGGAGAUCGAUGGGGACUCUAGUAGGGCUGAUUCGCCAAUGCCUUCGCAGCCCGGCCGUGAGUCUGAUUGGUUUAAUGCUCGCCGAGAAGCCGUGAGUGCUGUGCUGGGGCCUGAUCACAUUUCCCAUAUGCCUGAUGAUGAGCUGGAUGCCCUCUUUGAAGACGUGCAAAAAGUUAGAAACACUCGCCGGGGGCUGACGGAGAAUGAGGAGGACUCCGAUUCGCUCAGCUCGUUUCCUGUCCGGGACAAAUACAUGUCUAACGGCACUAUCGAUAACUUUUCGUUGGACACGGCCAUCACCAUGCCGGGGACUCCCCGCCAGCAAGACGAAGAUGAAGGACAAACCGGAGGUGAUACGACGCUGCAGUCUGUACGCCAGGAUAUGCAGCGCCAGCUGGACCGACAGAAGGAGGAGUACCAGGAUAAAUUGAGGAAUGCGGAGGUCUCAUCGAGUCAAGGCACCGACGACAUCCGCUCCGAAAAGACUCGGAUGGAAGCAGCUCUGCGUACGGCCAAAGAAGAAUUCGAGGAACAAUUGAGAAAACAAAAGGAGGAGUUCGAGUCGCAUAUGAAAGAUAUGGGCCAACCGGUACCCAAGAUAUACGAGAAUGGUUUUGAAAAACUGGACCCGAGGGAGAUAGAGAUUGCGAAUUCGGUUUUCCGCCACUGGACGCAACAGAAUUAUGUCCGUAUGGCAGAGAACGUGCUCCAGCACGCGUCUUUGCUGAAAGAGGCUCAGGUGAUGAGCCAGAUAAUGGACAAGAACGUUGUUUUUCAAUUUGCGGUUGUCGACCAUGGACACAACAUGGCAUCAUCUUAUGACCUGGUUCUGAACGGCAUAUCUGGCGACGAGGAUGUUGUACUCGAUGAGACUAAGAAACCCUGCAUUGCAGUGCGCGUAAUCGAUUUCAAGCAGUGCGUGAUCCACCUCUGGUCCGUCGAGAAGCUCCAACGCCGUCUUCAAGCUAUGCGUCAACUGCACCAGUACAUUGACCGACCGGACUACAUUCAACACUUCAAACUCGAAAACCCUUUCUCCGAGUCCUGCUCCCCACAGUAUUCCCUCGUGGGUGAUGCUGACAUCCCCCUGACGGCGGUGUUCGAGACACGGGUUCAAGACUUCUCCGUCGAAAUUACUUCGCCCUACACUCAGAACGUGAUCGGUAUCAUCAGAUUAUCCUUGGAACCAUCCUCAGCUCAAGCGCCAUCUUCCACCCUGAAGUUCAACGUUGUCAUGCGUGACAUGAUUGGUUUUGCUGAAUGGGAGGGGACGGAGGUCCACGCGCAACUUUUUGUGCCGGGGAUAUCUGAGGAGGGAGGUGCUACUACCACCCAGAUGAUCAGUGGGUUUGAUGAAUCCCCUGUCCGCUUUGAAAGCGUUCACAGUAUGAGCCUGCCGCUGUCCAGCCCACGGAGUGCGGCGUUGAAGGUUUGCGUGUAUGCGAAAGUGACACCUAUGCACAUGGACAAGCUUCUUAGCUGGGACGACAUGCGCGACUCGGCGGAACCGGCGCCCCAGAAACGCAAAACCCCACGCAUCGCAGAGUCCGAAUUCUUCUCGGAAGAACGACACGACGUUUUCGCCCGUAUGCAGAUACUGGAGCUGGCCGAAACCGGGGAAUAUCUUCCUGUCGAGGUGGUUCAAAGCAGCAGUCUUGAUACAGGCACGUAUCAACUUCACCAGGGUCUUCAACGUCGGGUCCUGGUAAAUCUGACCUACAGCUCCACCGAGAGUCUUCCUUGGGACAACCUCACCCACAUCCGGGCAGGCUCAGUGCGGUUGCUAGACCCCUGGGGUAAAAUUCCGGACCAGGACCUUCAGACGCCGGAUGUCCCUUUGAAAUUCGUCCAGGAACCGAUGGUGAAGGACAAUGCGGAUGGAACAUCCAACGUUACGCUGAUCGCCCAGUGGGACUCGAGUUUGCAUGGGUCUCUCCUCUUGGACCGCGUCACUGCCGACAAGUAUCGCGUGCAGGUAACGGUUCGGUGGGAUCUCAUCUCAUCUCGCUUGCAGGACCCCGUGUCGUUCGAUGUAGAUUUGACGCUUCAAAUCCAAAGUCGAACCUACGUGCGUCCACAGUCCAUGUUCAAACAGUUUUUCAAUUCGACUCGAAUCGUGCAUUCUACCGUUUGCAUGUUCUCGGUGGCUGUUCGACCCGUGUCUGCCAAACGCGCCGCAGAUCUUUGGCGCAUGAACACCCAGAAUGAUUAUGUGAAGGGCGAAGAGCUGUUGACGGCAUGGUCGCCGCGCAAAGUCUCACUGGUGCGUGACUAUAUCGCAGCUCGUAAGCGACGCCGACGGGUUGCCGAAUUGAAUGCCGCCAAAGGAGCCCUCAGCGCAAGCAGCCUUGUGGCGUCCCCUCCACGGAGCGGCCGAUCUACCCCCCUUCGCAGCCAGGAGAACUCAGAGCGCAAAGCGAAGCUGCUUCGGAAGUACGUUGAUCUUUGGACUACGAAGACCGAUCCUAUCGAGGCAAUCCUUGUCCGAAGCAAUACGGAACCGCCGGAUGGAGGUGCAGCGUUUGCCUCACGAACCCAACCAUCCUCGGGCGAUGAAUCUAGUUCUAUCUCUGACGAGGCAUCACUGAAACCGCGCUUCAUUGCAACCAUCCAGACCCUUCCGAAGAAUGCAUCUUCCACGAAGAAUGGAUAUCUUUUAACGCCCGACGAUACCAACAGCCACUGGGUACGACGCUUUGUGGAACUUCGCCGGCCAUACCUGCAUAUUCACUCUGUGCCCGAAGGCGAUGAGAUCAACGCUAUCAAUCUGCGAUACUCACGCGUGGACCAUGCUCCCGAUUUUGCGCGCCUUCUUGAUGGUCCAGGGGCUCGCGGUGAGAAUGGCUCAUCGCCCAAGGGACGGCCGAAUGUUUUUGCGGUGUACGGGGCUCAGAACACCUUCCUCUUCGCGGCUCGUACCGAAGCCCAGAAAGUUGAAUGGAUUUUGAAGAUCGACGAAAGCUACUUUAGUAGUAACGGGGGUAAGGCACCGAUCAACGGGUCUGGAUGA
Messenger RNA from Aspergillus steynii IBT 23096, 4938 nucleotides. Its product is annotated as kinesin-3 motor protein uncA. Lineage: Eukaryota; Fungi; Ascomycota; Eurotiomycetes; Eurotiales; Aspergillaceae. Gene Ontology annotation, biological process: cytoskeleton-dependent intracellular transport; microtubule-based movement. Gene Ontology annotation, cellular component: kinesin complex; microtubule. The transcript is spliced from 2 exons. Bases 1 to 4938 code for a protein of 1645 amino acids. The record is from RefSeq and is a predicted model, not a curated record. Gene Ontology annotation, molecular function: ATP binding; ATP hydrolysis activity; microtubule binding.